Molecule: messenger RNA, 3617 nt
Organism: Chara braunii
Lineage: Eukaryota; Viridiplantae; Streptophyta; Charophyceae; Charales; Characeae
Source: the annotation of a GenBank genome assembly
AACGGGCCCUGCAGGCCCGUGUGGCUACACAGUAUGCCACACUCUCCCUUUGUCCACUCUCUCUCCCUCCUUCGUCACUCCGUGGUCAAGCUCCGCGGCUAUGGCCGCUUUCUCCUUCUUCACGGGACUGCACUUCACAGGAAUAUUGAGGUCUUCUAGCGUUUCGUCAUUGGAAAGAAGAUCAGAAGGUGGCGACGAGAAGGAGGACAGCUUCUCUGACAUGUACCACAGCUUUCACGAAGGUGUAGGACGAGUGGCAAGCUUUUCAGGCCUCCGGCAUGCAGACCGAAAAGAGUUGCAAUCGGAGCUCGAAGAGCGAGAGGAAAUAGUCGAUGGCUCACAAGGCGAGGUGUGGGGUCAAGGAGGAAGUCUCUCCGACGCUUCUCUUGAGCGAUCAUUCUCCUCACAGUUGGGAGACAGAGUAAAGUCUGGCGAGCAAACGCUCGAACAGCUCGAUCCUCAGCUCGAGCAAUACAGGAACAUGGAUGCUCAGACGCUGGGUGCUGAGCUCACCCGGUUGGUGAGAUUAUCAGAGACUGACAAGAAUAUCAACCUCUAUAUAGUCUACAUUUUAUGCGAGAAACUAGCAGAGGUGCCGCCGACAAAGAAUGACAUCAAGAAGUUUGUUGAUGAGAUGGCAGAGCCAGUUAAGAGUAGUCCGGUGUUCAGGCUCCUGGAGCAAAGGCAUGGCUCAAAGUGGCAGGGCACAGUGAAUUCAAAGAGAAGAGGGAAUGGAAGUGCUUCAGGCACGGGAUCUGAGGCGGAUAGGUCAGGUGCUCAUUCUGACAGUGGCAACGCAGAAGCGGAGCAGAGCAUUGGGGGAGAGCCUGUUCCAGGCAAUGAUAAAGGACCAGGACAAGGUGAACCUGGACCAGAACAAGGUGAACCUUCAAGGCAAGCGGAAAACGGAGCAGAACCUUCUCUCUACCUUCCCGAGGAGUCAUUCUCAUUGAAGCCUGGAGAGACCGCAAAGGUACGAUUACGAGUUCAAACUCUGAAGGAGGGGACCUUGAAGGUGACAGGCGUGGAAUGGGUGCUAUGUAGCGUGGCUAAAGGAUGUCGAAUGUUUCCAGUCGGGCCCAAGCGCAAAAGGCUGCCAAAGGGGGAUAGCAGAGCUGCGAGGGGAAAGCGGACUGUUCCUCCAUCCCAACGCCUUUCCUUCAGGGUCAUUCAGAGGAUGCCUCGGCUGGAGGCUGUCCUUCAUGAGUUCCCGGAGAAGGUUCACGAGGGCGAGUUGCGACGAAUGGUCCUUGAGCUAACAAACACAGGAUUGGUUCCUCUGAGGAGGAUGCGGAUAAAGUUCAGUCACCCGGGGUUUCUCUGCAUGGGCCAGCAGUCAGAUCUCGAUCCGGAAUUUCCUCUGUGUCUGGAUGUCAGUGCGACAAGGCGCGCUUUAAGUGCCCGCCUUGAGAGCAUGAACACCUCGGCGGCUACGGAUCCCUUGGCAUUUGCUUUGCCAGACAUUGGGUCUGGGCGAAAAGGGCAUGUCUUCUCUUUCAGUCCGGGUACACGACUAGACGGCGGGUCGACAUUGCUGUGGCCUCUGUGGUUGCAUGCAAGGCAGUCGGGGAUACAGACAUUUCACAUGUUAGUCUACUAUGAACCGGCUGUGGAAGCAAACGGAGCCGAGCCAAGCAUGAAGUAUCGGACGCUUCGCAUGAUGCAUGAUAUACAGGUAGUCCCGUCUCUGCGAGUGAGUGUGAAGAUCACUCCAUCUCCCCAAAAUGUUGAGCAUUAUGUGGCAAGGGUUGAUGUCGAGAACCAAAGCCAACAAGAUGCCUUCAUGCUGCGGCAGUUUUCUUGCUGGUCGCCAGCAUGGCGGCUGGUAAAGAUGACGGCCACCCCAGGCUCCGUCGAGGACAUUGCAGGUGAAUCCAGCUCAUCAGUGCCACAUGACGCAGCAUCUGCCGACACCCGACAAUCGGAGUCAUCUGCGUAUCCGGUGCACUUGGUCUCACCAGCAAUGUACUCAUCCCUCUAUUUCCAUUUGCAACCACGAGUUCCGACUCCUGUCGAGGACAUGAGCCCAACAGCACCAAGCAUCUCAGUAAAAGGACACUCACCCCAUCAUCCUCCCGAGCCACCGCAUUCGUCUUCAGGAGCUGAUCCUGCAGGAGAUAAAUGUGGAGGAGGUCUCUCGACAAAUUUGCGCCUUGGUUCUGGGAAUUCCACUCUGCCACUCAUUGACAUCUCAAUGGGACCCACUCACCGUUUUCACCUUCGAGAGAGGGCUCUACAGUCCGCAACCUCUGCUCAGAGAGAUUCAUCGCCAACAGGGAAGAGGUCUGUGCUCGAUGAGGAUGUAAUCAAAGACAGCGAGUACCCUUCAGCCUGCCCUCAAUCGGUGGAUUUCGUUCUGCUGUGGGAGCACAGGAGAACGCGGGAAUCGUGGACACCAUCACGAACGGAGCAACUCUCGACUUUUGGAUCGCAUCAUCUCUGUCACUGCAGUGUUACAGGGCCGACCCCUGUGCGCUGGGUGUUGGAAGUGCCCUCAUGCGUGAGCCAUGAUUUCGCUUCAUCAGCUUCUGUUGAAGUGCCGCUGUCGCUUGUCGUCCAGAAUUGCUCUGAUAAGGCCGCCUCUAUUCGAAUCGAGACUUUGGACCCAGUAUUAGCUUCCAGUUCUCUACCGCUGUCCGCCUCUGAAGGAGGGGGGAAAUCGACACCGAGGGGAGGGGGUGGCUCCCUGACUGCAGUUUCGAACACUAGUUCCCUGAGCAGUAAGGGUGGUUGGUACAAACUUGUCGCUACAGAGAGAGUUGCGUCUACGAGCAGUUCCGGGUCAGGCUUGGUAAAACAGGGUCUUCCUGGAGGACCGGUAUCAGUUGGGAGCGCCUUGGCAGGGGGCAAUCAAAAUGCAGAAUUAUUUGAGGAGCACUUGUGUAGCGUACCCCAGUUGGGGCCAUUCCUGUGGAUCGGCUCCAGCUGCAGAGUUCUGAAGGGACUGGAACCUGGGAAGAAAGCUCGAGUGCCCCUCAGAAUUUCUGUAUUUGCUCCUGGAGUCUAUGACCUUUGCUAUUAUAGGAUAAGCUGGAGGCUGGAGGCUGAACCUAAUGGUACCUGCACUAGCCCUGUGUUUGACGGUACAAAGGCUCGGAGAGGCUCUGCACAGCCUGGCAGAAGUCCCACCCGGACCCCUCCUCGGCAUUCGGCAUCGUCAGCCAGAGGACCCUAUCUACGUUCUUCAGACUCAAUGAGCCGGAGUUUCUCGUCCUAUCAGUCGCUGCCCAAUUCUCCUCUCUCGCAAGCCGGCGAUGCUCCUCAGAGGCAUCCGUCCAGCGUUGGCCCUAGCAGAACCACAAGCGCUGCAACUGCGACCGCAGCUACAGCAGGUGGCAACAGCACCAAUAGUGUGACGGGAGACGCUCUUGGAUCUGGCAGUGGCGGGUCCGGCCGCGCUUUGGCGGAGAGUGAGGUGCUGAGCACGGUCAGUGGGACAUUGGUAGAUGCGUCCAACGACGGUUGGAAUUCGGGCUCCAUGGGCGGGCACUCGGUCUUGCUGACAGUCUUGGAUUCAGGCAUUUGACUCAACCCUUUGCAGGUUUGUUUUGAUGGUUGGAUGCAUUUUUCUUAAUGUGUUUCUUCUUGUGGAGGUUCAAUAAAAGGUAAGGGGAUUG